This is a messenger RNA of Lathyrus oleraceus (garden pea), 934 nucleotides long. RefSeq names its product histone H1-like. The transcript has 2 exons. Gene Ontology annotation, molecular function: nucleosomal DNA binding; structural constituent of chromatin; double-stranded DNA binding. Lineage: Eukaryota; Viridiplantae; Streptophyta; Magnoliopsida; Fabales; Fabaceae. Gene Ontology annotation, cellular component: nucleosome; nucleus. Bases 169 to 729 code for a protein of 186 amino acids. The record is from RefSeq and is a predicted model, not a curated record. Gene Ontology annotation, biological process: negative regulation of DNA recombination; nucleosome assembly; chromosome condensation.
CCCUUUCCACCAAUCAACGCUUUCCCUUUCCCUCUCACAUUUCAGUAUAUAAAUAUCUUCCCACCCAUUUUCACUUACAUCAUCACAUUCUCUUCAAUCUUCUCAAUAUCUCUCAUUCUCUCUCAUUCUCUCUCAUCAACGGUUAUUCCCUCUCCUCCAUUUUCAGCCAUGUCGACCGUCGCUCAAACCAAGCCCAAGAAAACUGCUGCGGCAAAGAAGCCACUUUCUCAUCCCACUUUCGCUGAGAUGAUAACUGAAGCAAUCACAAGCCUGAAAGAAAGAACCGGUUCAAGCCAAUAUGCUAUAACAAAAUUCAUCGAAGAGAAACACAAGGACUUACCUCCAACUUACCGUAAGCUUGUUCUCCUCCAUCUCAAGAAAUCCGUCGCUUCAGGAAAGCUUGUCAAGGUGAAAAGCUCCUUCAAACUCGCUCCGGCGGCCGCAAAAACUGCUCCGGCCAAGACAUCGGCUGCUACCAAAGCUCCUAAAGCUGUUACCAAGCCAAGCGCUAAAGCUGUCACAAAGCCCAAGGCUAAAGCUGCUGGGAAGCCGAAAGCCAAAGCUGCGGCAAAGCCGAAAGCUGUUGCGAAGCCAAAGGCUAAGAGCGUGAAGGCUACUCCGGUGAAGAAGGCUGUUGCUAAGAAGGUUGUGAAGAAGGCGAAGAGCGUUAAAAGUCCGGCGAAGAAGGUGAAGAGCGUUAAAACUCCGGUGAAGAAGGCUAAGAAGUGAGGGAUUAGGGUUUGAUUUGAUUUGAUUGGGUUUUUUAGUUAUGUGUGUAAUGUUAUGGUUUAUUAUUAUUAUGGUUUGGUUUUAGAAAGAUUAGAGAUGAAAAUUAGUGUUAGGAGGUUGUUGCUGUAAAUUGUUUAGGAGAAACACAUCUUGUGUUCUUUGUACUCGACACCGUCUUAAUGAAAUGGGUUUUCUGUUUUCCUCA